Messenger RNA from Thermothelomyces thermophilus ATCC 42464, 1260 nucleotides. RefSeq lists its product as uncharacterized. The coding region runs from base 1 to 1260 and encodes 419 amino acids. The record is from RefSeq and is a predicted model, not a curated record. Gene Ontology annotation, molecular function: (3R)-hydroxyacyl-[acyl-carrier-protein] dehydratase activity. The transcript is spliced from 3 exons. Lineage: Eukaryota; Fungi; Ascomycota; Sordariomycetes; Sordariales; Chaetomiaceae. Gene Ontology annotation, cellular component: mitochondrion.
AUGCGUGCCUCAAUGCUCAGCGCGCCCCUUCGACGGCACCGACCCUCGAAUCUUGGGUACCUUCGGCCCAUCUUCAGCCGCGCUUUCUUCUUCUCAUCAUCAUCAUCAUCAUCAAUAUCAUUAUCAACAUCGUCUUCUUCUUCUUCUUCUGCAUCCGCGCCAUUUGACUUGGAGGCAUACCUCCAGUCGGCUCGCCAAAAGCUGACCUCGCGACCACCGACUCUUAUCCCCGACGUCCUCUCCCCCACGCACUCCCAUCUCCUCACCCUCUCCCUGGCAGACCACGUCCCGGCCCUCUUUCCGGCCGACCAGCUCUCCAGACCCCUCUUUCCCCUGCCGUCACCGUCAUCGCCACCGUCAUCACCAAAAAAGGACGAGGAGGACCUGACACUCCCGCAGGGCCACCACCUCGUCUACUUCCCCCUCCAGCUGCCCCCCUCCCGCCUGCUCCCCGACGGCACCGACCCGGACCACUGCCCCGGCGCGCCCUUUGUGCGCCGCAUGUGGGCCGGCGGCGAGGUCGUCUUCCGCGAGGGCUGGGACCGCGCCAUGCGCACCGACGGCCGCCGCGCCCUCUGCGUCGAGACCGUCGGCGCCCCCGUCCUCAAGCGCGGCCACGCCGGCGCUACCGGGACCGGGACCGACUCCGGCACAGGGCAGGAAAAGGUCUUUGUCGACGUCCGCCGGCUCUACGGCGCCGGGGAGGAAGAGUGUGCCGAGAUGCUCCGGAGCGGGACCGCGCCGGUGGAGGAGAUCCGCCGGUUGGUCUUUAUGCGUGGGAGGGAUAGCCGGGCCGGGGAGGCGGCGGUUGCGCGGAGAAUCCUGAAAGCCUCCGCCGCGCCAGAGUUCACCUUCUCGCUGAAGCCCGACGCGACGCUGCUCUUCCACUUCAGCGCGCUCACCUACAACGCCCACUCCAUCCAUCUCGACCCGGGGUACGCCCGGAACCGCGAAGGGUACAAGGGCCUGCUCGUCCACGGCCCGCUCUCGCUCGUCCUCAUGCUCUCCGCCCUGCGGGCCUGCCUGGCCAAGCUGUCGCCGUGGCCCCGGACGGGAGCGCACGGGCAGCCGCGGCCCGGCUACGUCAAGUCGCUCAGCUACCGGAACAUCGCCCCGCUCUACGUGGACGAGCAGAUGACGGUGUGCCUGCGCAGGACCAAGUCGGCCGCCGGUGAGCUAGGUUGGGACGUGUGGAUCGAGGGGCCUGACGGCGGACUCGCCGUCAAGGGGAAAGCCAUCACAACUGAUAUCGCAUCGUAA